GAUCCAUCUCCAUCUCACAAUAACCUCAGAAUCAUUCACAGUCAGAACUUCACAACAAGAGUCAAUGACGGAAUCCCCCAUUCACAUAAACUCAGAACAUACAGCCAUUACAGACCCUCACUCACAGUAACCCAACCGCACAGUCCCUCACUCACAAGAACCCAACCGCACAGCCCCUCACUCACAGGAACCCAACCGCACACUGCCUCACUCACAGGAACCCAACUGCACAGUCCCUCACUCAUAGGAACCCAACCGCACAGCCCUUCACUCACAGGAGCCCAACCGCACAGUCCCUCAAUCACAGGAACCCAACCGCACAGUCGCUCACUCACAGGAACCCAACCGCACAGACCCUCACUCACAGGAACCCAACUGCACAGCCCCUCAAUCACAGGAACCCAACCGCACAGUCCCUCACUCACAGGAACCCAACCGCACAGUCCCUCACUCACAGGAACCCAAUCACACAGCCCCGCACUCACAGAAACACAACCGCACAGUCCCUCACUUACAGGAUCCAACCGCACAGUCCCUCACACACAAGAACACAACUGCACAGCCCCUCACUCACAGGAACCCAACUGCACAGCCCCUCACUCACAGGAACCCAACUGCACAGCCCCUCACUCACAGGAACCCAACCGCACAGCCCCUCACUCACAGGAACCCAACCACACAGUCCCUCACUCACAGGAACCUAACCGCACAGUCCCUCACUCACAGGAACACAACUGCACAGCCCCUCACUCACAGGCACCUAACCGCACAGUCCCUCACUCAAAGGAACACAACCACACAGUCCCUCGCUUACAGGAACCCAAUGGCACAGUCCCUCACUCACAGGAACACAACCGCACAGUCUCUCACUCACAGGAACCCAAUGGCACAGUCCCUCACGCACAGGAACACAACCACACAAUCCCUCACUCACAGGAACCCAAACGCACUGUCCCUCACUCACAGGAACCCAAACGCACAGUCCCUCACUCACAGGAACACAACCACACAGUCCCUCACUCACAGUAACCCAACUAUACAGCUUCAUCCUACCUCAGACACUUAGCUACAGAACACAUCUCUAGCUGGGCCGUACCACAAUAGUCCUUCACGAUCAGAUUCACUAAUACCUCAGAUUAGUGCUAACUCAGAGUCCAUCACAGGCAGAGUAACUCACCCAUCCAGCCCUCCAACAUAACUGAUUGAUAUGCAAAAUUCAUCCAUGGGUCAACAUAGUGUCAACAACGAUGUCCACACCCACUACCACAGAAACCAAACAUAGCAGUGGUAGGCCAUUCAGCCCUUCAAGCCAGUUCCACCAAUCAAUAUAAUCAUGGCUAAUUAUCCAACUCCCUUUGAUCUCUUUGGUCCUAACAACUAUAUCUACAACUUUCUCAAAUAUCUUCAAUACUUUGGUGUCAGUGAUUUCCUAUCGCAGAUAAUUUCACUGGCUCAACCAGCUUAGGCUGUGGAAAUUCCUCUCUCUCUUUAUCCGAAAAGGCCUUCCUGCAUCUUUAAACUGUGAACCCCUGCAUCUUGCUCUGGGGUUCUCUGACCAUUAUGAAACUGCCCACACUUACUGACCAUCACUGAGGUACCCACACUUACUGACCAUCACUGAGGUGCCCACACGUACUGACCGUCACUGAGGUACCACACUUACUGACCGUCACAGAGGUACCCACACUUACUGACCAUACUGAGGUGUCCACACUUACUGACCUUCACAGAGGUGCUCACACUUACUGACCAUCACUGAGGUAGCCACACUUACUGACCAUCACUGAGGUGCCCACAUGUACUGACCGUCACUGAGGUACCACACUUACUGACCGUCACUGAGGUACCCACACUUACUGACCAUCACUGAGGUGCCCACACUUACUGACCAUCCCUGAGGUGCCAACUCCUACUGACCAUCACAGAGGUGCCCACACUUACUGACCAUCACUUAGUUACCCACACUUACUGACCUUCACUGAGGUACCCACACUCACUGACCGUCACUGAGGUGCCCACACUUACUGACCAUCAUUGAGGUACCCACACUUACUGACCUUCACAGAGGUGCCCACACUUACUGACCGUCACUGAGGUACCCACACUUACUGACCAUCACAGAGGUGCCCACACUUACUGACCGUCACUGAGGUGCCCACACUUACUGACCGUCACUGAGGUACCCACACUUACUGACCGUCACUGAGGUGCCCACACUUACUGACCAUCACUGAGGUACCCACACUUACUGACCAUCACAGAGGUGCCCACACUUACUGACCGUCACUGAGGUACCCACACUUACUGACCAUCACUGAGGUGCCCACACAUUGAUCAUCACUGAGGUACCCACAUUACUGACCAUCACUGAGGUACCCACAUUACUGACCAUCACUGAGGUACCCACACUUACUGACCAUCACAGAAGUACCCACACUUACUGACCGUCACUGAGGUACCCACACCUACUGACCAUCAUUGAGGUACCCACACUUACUGACCACCACAGAGAUGCCCACACUUACUGACCAUCACUGAGGUGCCCACACUUCCAGACCAUCACUGAGGUACCCUCACUUCCAGACCAUCACUGAGGUGCCCACACUUACUGACCAUCUUGGAAGUGACCCUGAUAAAGCCCAUUAUUUGCGGAGUGCAUUCACAGAAAAUUCCCACAUCAGCUGUAAAAUAAUUACAAGUUGCAAUUUGAAAUGUUUUGUCCUUGGGCUGAACAUAUGAGACAGGGAAAAUAUUAUAUGGUAAAUAUUAAGACAUUUGUUUGACUUGCUCUAUGGAGACAAACUGAAUUUGAUAGAAAAUUAUACAAUAUUCAAAUUGAAAUGUUUUUCAGAUUUUAUGAAUAAAGUAUUUUUAAAUGAUGGUUUAUUGCAUUCACUGUGUAAUAUAGGCAGUUCAUAAAUUUUCAUUGCAGCAAAUUUGUGUUGAACAGAUACAGUGAAGCUGGGCUGAAUGGAUCCCUUUACAGCUCCUGGGAUCUCCCUAUCCUGAUCUCAUCCAUUAUUCAGUAUUUCCUACAUUUUGCUAACGUACAAGUCUGGCUCACAAAGCAAUGAACACAAUUCGAAUAUCAUUUGUUAAAAAACAGUAUGGUCAGGUGGGGUGUGUGCAUGUACACAAUUUUAAAAAAUAUCAUUAACGUAACUUGUAAACACACAGUGGUUGUUGGGUGUUUUAAAAUUGCUUUUGCCUUAUUACUUAUUUUGACACUGUUGUGGGAACUCGAUGAGGUGGGGGAGAAAUUUCAGCAGCUUUAUACACAAAGGCCUGUUUUGGUCCCCACGGUGACUGGUGAUGGAGCAGCUGAGAGGGGGCUCAGGAUUUGGUUCUCUGAGGCUCACCAGGAGGCAGUUUGUCUGAUGUAUCUUGUUUUGCUCCAAUCUCCAAUUGAAGCAAAACUUCCGGCUCAGGUGGGGGGGGUCUCCAGCCGCUGGGGGUGGGACCCAA
Molecule: messenger RNA, 3465 nt
Organism: Chiloscyllium plagiosum (whitespotted bambooshark)
Lineage: Eukaryota; Metazoa; Chordata; Chondrichthyes; Orectolobiformes; Hemiscylliidae
Source: RefSeq, a predicted model, not a curated record